Molecule: messenger RNA, 768 nt
Organism: Solanum dulcamara
Lineage: Eukaryota; Viridiplantae; Streptophyta; Magnoliopsida; Solanales; Solanaceae
Product: auxin-responsive protein SAUR50-like
Exons: 1
Coding region: 204-509 (101 amino acids)
Biological process (GO): response to auxin
Source: RefSeq, a predicted model, not a curated record
CCCUUGCAUACAAGACUAAUCCCAAAAAUCAACAUUCAAUACCUAUUUAUUUCCUCCCUUCCCACAAACACACCAUGUGCUAAUUUUCUUCCACUCUCCCCAUAAAUACUUUCCUUUCCCUAAUUCCAAUUCCUCACAACUCAAAAUAUUCAUAUAUUCAUCCUUUUUAAUUUCCCACAUCUCCUCAUAUCAAGAACCAAAAAAUGGCUCUAAAGAAAUCAAGCAAACACAUCACUCAAAGUGUAGCCCUCAAACAAAUCAUGAAAAGGUGUUCAAGUUUUGGGAAAAAUGAGAAUGGACUUCCUCAUGAUGUACCAAAAGGCCACUUUGUAGUAUAUGUUGGUGAAAAUAGGAGUAGAUACAUAAUUCCAAUUUCUUGGUUAACACAUCCUGAAUUUCAAAGUUUGCUUCAAAGGGCUGAAGAAGAAUUUGGAUUCAACCAUGAUAUGGGACUUACAAUCCCUUGUGAUGAAGAAGAUUUUUGUUCUCUAAUGUCAAUGUUCAGAUAAGAAAAAUGCAAGGUAAAAUUGUGUACGAUCUAAACGUGUUCCAACGAUUAUAUCUUGGAAUUUUGCACAAAUUUAGUGCAUCGAACUGUCCUUUAAAUCAAGACAAUAUUGAAGAUUACUGUGGAGCAGCUAGAUUAGACCAUUAAGUGAAUAUAGUUGAAUUUAAUUUUUCUUUAACUUAUUAGAAAGAAAUCCAUUCUAAUUAACUUUCUUUUUUUUUUGUUGGGAUUGAGUUUGUAUAAUCACAUGUGUUACUAAA